This is a messenger RNA of Lactuca saligna, 606 nucleotides long. Lineage: Eukaryota; Viridiplantae; Streptophyta; Magnoliopsida; Asterales; Asteraceae. The record is from the annotation of a GenBank genome assembly.
AUGCCAGAAGAACAGAUAAUUAAUUUUUAUCACAAUGGAAUGAUAGAUUACUUAGAAUUCUGCCUCAAUAGCAGCACAGAAAGUCUUCUUAAUAAAUUAGGAGAAAAAUUUAUUUUAACAGCCGGAAACAUCGCCUCUCACAGCAUCAGUCCAAUUAUUGGGUGCAAAAUUUUUUCUUCUUUUCCAGCAGCAGAUGAACAUACUUACAGACCUGCUAGAAAAAGAAUCUUCAUCACCCAAAGAACAGUACAACAUGGUUAUCUUAAAAAGUUAUCAUGCAAACAAGAAAUAAAUUUUGGGACUCUACAGAAUCUUUCGAACGAAGAUAUAUGCACAGCUCAAAAAACACCUAUACUACCUGCAAGCUUUUGUUGGGAAAAUUAUAAACUCUUAGCAGAAGGACACUACUUACAAAUUUGGUCUCAUCAAAACUGGCAUAUGCUCUUGCCAUUCAGCGGCGAAGGAGAUACACUAUUAAGACUAGAAGAUAUUAUAAACAGUGAAGAACAGGUUGACACAGAACCAGGAUCACCGGUUUCUAUUGAUAAAGCUGCUGCUGCACAUACGACUCUGGUUGCUUCACUUCCCUGUAAACGAUGGAGGUAA